CACUUCCAUUUCCCGCCUAUUAUCAGUCCAUUUAGGCCCUUUUCAGCCGUUUUCGCGCCCAUAUCAAUUACGAGAGAAGAAGAAGAGAGAUAGAGAGUGAGAAAUAAAAAUGGCGGUGGGAGCAACAAGGAAGAAAGUACUUCGAAAGUUUAAGUUAAGAGGCUACAUCUUACAAACAGAUGCCCUAGAAGAGAUUUUAUCAUUUUUAACCCAAUUUGAAGACGCUGAGGAUGAAGCAAUCAAUGUCCUUCUCGACGAAAUCAAUAAAGAAUCUCUCAACUCAUCAGUUCUCGAUAGAGAUUCUGUUCAUCGAGUCAUCAGUCUUCUACAUGAAGCUGAAUCUGCUGUUGAAGCUAGCCCUAGUUCUAGCAAUCGUUCCCAUUUCAGAAUUGUUGAUUCCUUUAUAAUCCCUAAAUUUUGUUACGAUCCAAUCAAGAAAACUUUCUACGAGCGUACUGGAAAGCUUCCAAUACACGGUGAAGCUUCCUCUAAAGCUGCUUUAUACAGAGAUAGGUUUGAGUUGUUGCUUCAGAGGCUUUCUCGUGAUCCUCAUUUUGCAAAACCGGCUUUUGAUUCUGAAUUUAAUAGCUCUGAUAGCUGUGAGAUUUCUCCAAUUCAAUCUCUGAUUGGGCAGACGGGGAGGAGAUGGAUUAUGGGUGUAAUCUCCCAAUUAGAAGAUGGUCAUUUCUACUUAGAAGAUAUGACUGCAGCUGUACCAGUUAACUUAUCUAAUGCAAAGAUCACAACAGGUUUUUUUGUGGAGAACACUGUAAUUGUAGCUGAAGGAGAGCUGCUCCCAAGUGGUACCUUUCAGGUCAAUACAUGUGGGUUUCCCCCAUUGGAGGCCAGGGAUGAAUCAUUCUCAUUACUUGUAGGGCUAGACUUUUUUGGUUGUGGUGCAGUCCCAACAGAGGAAAUGCUUAGACUUUCAGAGUUGGAGAAGAAGGCUGUGAAUGACAUGUUUGUCAUCUUUUCUGAUAUUUGGCUGGAUGAUGCAGAGACUAUGGAAAGACUAGCCAUUGUACUGAAUGGUUAUGAGAAUGAGGCGGUGGUUCCUUCCUUGUUUGUCUUUAUGGGAAAUUUCUGCUCUCGUCCAUGUAACCUGGCUUUUAAUGCUUUCUCAAGUCUCAGAUCACAAUUUGGAAAGCUGGGAGAAAUGAUUGGGGCUCAUACCCGCUUAAUGGAGCAAAGCCAGUUCCUUUUUAUUCCAGGUCCGGAGGAUGCAGGUCCUUCAACGGUUUUGCCCAGGCCUGCGUUAUCCAAGUAUCUGACAGAGGAGCUUCAGAAGCAUGUUCCCAACGCCAUCUUUAAAAGUAACCCUUGCAGAAUCAAGUUUUAUACCCAGGAAAUCGUCUUCUUCCGUCAAGACCUCCUUUAUAAAAUGCGCCGUUCCUGCCUGAUUCCCCCUUCAACAGAAGAAACCAGUGAUCCUUUUGAGCAUCUUGUUGCAACCAUAACUCAUCAAAGCCAUUUAUGUCCCCUGCCUCUCACUGUUCAACCCAUUAUCUGGAAUUAUGAUCAUUGCCUCCGCCUAUAUCCAGCCCCGCAUACGAUAGUGUUGGGGGAUAGAAGUGAACAGAAGACAUUCGAAUACACAGGCACAACAUGUUUUAACACCGGUUCCUUCUCGAGUGACAGUACAUUCGCAGCAUACUUUCCUUGCACGAAGAAGGUUGAAUUGUCAGCCCUGUAAAUGAUCUUACAGCAGAUCUUUCUAGUGCUAAUUGCAAAGUCAGCAGGUUUAGUGUAAAAUUCGGAUAAUGAGAACGAUCCAAUUUUAUGUGGAUCUUCAGAGUUAGAAUUUGGAGUGAACUUCACACUUACAUGAACUGUAACAUUUAAUGUUGCCAAGAUAUGCAACUCAAAUAAUAUGCAUGCCAAGCAUUUAACCCAUUAAUGUAACUGUGAAGGUUUAAUUGUUUUGCCAGUCUUCUGCUUCGUUUACCCUCUUGCAGUUAUUUUCCGGAAUCAUCAUUAGAUACCCAUGAUAUGCUGCAUGUGGAAGCCUUGUAUCCUCCUAGAUGGCAGCCAUUUUUUACUUUAUUUUGAGAUAAAAGGUUGAUAUUUUAUUAAAAUGGAGGAGAGAAAAUAAAAUUACAGGAAAAAGAAGUCAAUGCAACCUCCCCUCGAUGAGGAACUCAAGCCUGCCAAUAAAGGUCUCCACAACACCUUGCAGCAAAGUUUAUUUCUCUAAAAAUAGGCUUAAAGCUAAUAUCUUCAAAUUGCGAAUUGAUUUUCUCCAUAAGCCUGAAUGGCACCUGCAAAAGCUGACACGCCUAAUCUUCUUUCCCGGCUCCAAGCGACUGCCCAUUCAAGAUCAACAAUUAUUAUAGUGUUAUGUAAUCACUAAUUAAUAUACUUGGCUUAAAUGUGAACAUUUAAUUAACUAUCUUGGCUUAAAGUACUAUAUACAUAGUACUGCAUGGACGAACCACUAACUUAGAAAUGAGAAAAAAGAAAUGGGGUGAAAG
Molecule: messenger RNA, 2471 nt
Organism: Papaver somniferum (opium poppy)
Lineage: Eukaryota; Viridiplantae; Streptophyta; Magnoliopsida; Ranunculales; Papaveraceae
Product: DNA polymerase epsilon subunit B-like
Exons: 12
Coding region: 110-1693 (527 amino acids)
Biological process (GO): error-prone translesion synthesis; DNA-templated DNA replication
Cellular component (GO): epsilon DNA polymerase complex
Molecular function (GO): DNA binding
Source: RefSeq, a predicted model, not a curated record